Molecule: messenger RNA, 4564 nt
Organism: Myripristis murdjan (pinecone soldierfish)
Lineage: Eukaryota; Metazoa; Chordata; Actinopteri; Holocentriformes; Holocentridae
Product: FERM, ARHGEF and pleckstrin domain-containing protein 1
Exons: 27
Coding region: 269-3376 (1035 amino acids)
Cellular component (GO): cytoskeleton
Molecular function (GO): cytoskeletal protein binding; guanyl-nucleotide exchange factor activity
Source: RefSeq, a predicted model, not a curated record
CCUCCUUCAUUGUCUGAGUAAAGCACCGGGAGUGGAUCCGCCGCUUGGUUUCAGUGUAAUCCCGUCUCCCUCCGGCUCACUCACUCACUCAGUCGUCCGCCAUGGCGACCACGAAAAGCCUGCGCACCGGUACGGCCAGCAUCUGAAGUCAACCAGGUUUUUACUACGACCGUAGGUGGAUGUAAUAGCUUCAUUCAACUGGGAAACACAUACGUGGAUAAGCCCGCAUUUCUAAAGAAGGGGCUGGGCAGUAGCAGAGCAGCGCACCAUGGCGGAACCAGAGCCUAUGGCCUCUGCAGCAGGCCAGCGUCUCGGGGCCCCCGAGACACUGGGCAUCAGCACCCUGGACCCCGGGCACAGACCCCCCGCCAUGCCCCCGGGACGCCACGUCACCAUCAGGGUCCGUAUGCUGGAUGACACGGAAGAGCUGUUUGACAUCUCGCAAAGAGCCUCCGGCAAGGUGCUGUUUGACCUGGUGUGUUCCCACAUGAACCUCAUCGAGGGUGACUACUUUGGCUUGGAGUUUCAGGAUCAUCACAAGAUGAUGGUUUGGUUGGAUCUCAUCAAGCCCAUUAUCAAGCAGCUCAGACGACCAAAGCAUACAACCCUGAGGUUUGUGGUAAAGUUCUUUCCCCCAGACCAUGCUCAGCUGCUGGAGGAGCUGACCAGGUACCUGUUUGCCCUCCAGAUAAAACAGGACCUGGCCUGUGGACGUCUGACCUGUAAUGACAGCAGUGCUGCCCUGAUGGUCUCCCAUAUUAUCCAGUCUGAGAUUGGGGACUUUGAGGAGAGCCAGUGCCGGUCACACCUCCUCAAUAACAACUACAUCCCAGAUCAAAUGGCCCUGAUUGAUAAAAUCAUGGAGUUUCACUCAAAGAAUAUUGGUCAGACACCAGCAGAAUCAGACUAUCAGUUGCUAGAGGUGGCACGCAGGCUGGAAAUGUAUGGGAUUCGUCUUCACCCUGCCAAGGAUCGUGAAGGCACCAGGCUUAGUCUGGCUGUGGCACAUACCGGCGUCCUGGUCUUUCAGGGACACACAAAGAUCAAUGGCUUCAACUGGUCGAAGGUGCGCAAACUGAGCUUCAAAAGGAAACGCUUCCUCAUCAAGCUGAGGCCAGAUGUAAAUAGUUCAUAUCAGGACACACUGGAGUUCCUGAUGGCCAGUAGGGACUGCUGUAAAGUCUUCUGGAAGAUCUGUGUUGAAUAUCACGCCUUCUUCCGCCUCUUUGAGGAACCCAAGCCCAAGCCCAAGCCUGUGCUCUUUACACGAGGCUCCUCCUUCAGAUUCAGUGGCCGCACACAGAAGCAGGUGAUUGAUUAUGUAAGGGAGUCUGAAUUUAAGAAAAUCCCAUUUGAAAGGAAACACAGUCGGGUCCAACACAACAGUCGUCUGUCUCCGUUGCCUUCCCCACGCCACCAUGAAGUGCCAACAGAAAGUUGUGCUCCUGGGGAUAGAGUUGACUCUCCUUCUCGACGUCACUGGAAGGAGUCUGUGUUGGUGAGUGCUGAAGAUCCCUUGGCUGCACGGAAACGAGCCAGCCCUUCCAGCCAGAGAAAUGGCCGUGAGGAUAGACCGGGGCCUGGGGCCAGGCCUGUGGCAGAGGAGGCAAGAGGCUCAGCCAGACAAGCCCACCCAGAACAACUGAGUACAGGAGUGGUGUCCAACAGCCCUCACCUCUCCGCGUCCUCUGGCCACUCCCAAGGCAUGGUGAACGGCCAGAAGUCACUGGAGCUUUGCAGUCACAGUCCGGACGGCCGACAGCCCUCGCCCCUCACCAGCCCCCUGCUCAACGAUGCCAGCAGCAUCCGCACCGAUGAUGAAGACGAGGUUCGGAGGAAGAGGUUCCCGACAGAUCGGGCCUACUUCAUCGCCAAGGAGCUGCUGACCACGGAAAGGACCUACCUGAAGGACCUGGAGGUGGUGACUGUGUCUUUCCAGGGCGCCGUAGGACAAGAUGAGGCUACUCCAGAGACUCUGAAGAACACCAUCUUCUCCAACUUUGAGCCCCUGUACAAAUUUCACACGGGUUUCCUCAGGGAGGUAGAGCAGAGACUGGCACUAUGGGAAGGGCGUUCCAAUGCUCACAUCAAAGGAGACUACCAGCGCAUUGGAGAUGUUUUGUUAAAGAACCUCCAAGGCUUGAAGCCACUUACAACAAACCUCCAUAAGCAGUCAGAGGCCCUGGUGGAGCUGGAGAAGGCAUGCAGGGCAUCUCGUAGGCUGGAGGGUCUCUGCAGGGACUUUGAACUGCAAAAGGUUUGCUACAUUCCCCUCAAUGUUUUCAUUCUGCGGCCCCUGCACCGCCUCAUGCACUACAAGCAAAUCCUGGAGCGUCUGUGCAAACACUACCCACCUACUCACGUGGACUUCAGGGACUGCAGAGCUGCUCUGGCGGAUGUGUCUGAGGUGGUGGAACAGCUCCAAGGAAGCAUGAUCAAGAUGGAGAACUUCCAGAAGCUUCUGGAGCUAAAGAAGGAUUUGAUUGGCGUUGACAAUCUUGUCAUUCCUGGACGGGAGUUCAUCAGGUUAGGCUGCCUCAGCAAACUGUCUGGAAAAGGCCUACAGCAACGAAUGUUUUUCCUGUUCAACGACGUCAUUUUGUACACGAGCCGGGGGAUGACAGCAACCAAUCAGUUCAAAGUGCACGGGCAGCUGCCGCUCCAUGGCAUGACAAUCAGAGAGAGUGAAGAUGAGUGGGGUGUGCCUCACGCCUUCACCCUGGUUGGACAGCGGCAGUCGGUGGUGGUGGCAGCGAGUUCUCUGUCGGAGAUGGAGAAGUGGAUGGAGGACAUAAAAAUGGCAAUAGACAUGGCAGAAACCAGCAACGGGCCUUCAUCUGACCUGCUGGCCAGCAAUCUGACUGACAACAAAUGCCCUGAGGACUCCUCGGUGGAGGCGGAGUCUGAGGACGACAUGACAGCGUCGCACACCUCCCUGGAGAAGCCCACCCCUCACCGUGGUAACACCACGGUGCACGUGUGCUGGCACAGGAACACCAGUGUGUCCAUGGUGGACUUUAGCAUAGCCGUGGAGAAUCAGCUGUCAGGAAACUUACUAAGAAAGUUCAAGAAUAGCAACGGCUGGCAGAAGCUCUGGGUCGUCUUCACCAAUUUCAGCCUGUUUUUCUACAAGACUCACCAGGAUGAUUAUCCGCUGGCGAGCCUUCCUCUGUUGGGUUAUUCAGUCACCAUCCCCUCUGAGUCUGAAAACAUCCACAAGGACUACGUCUUCAAACUGCAUUUCAAGUCCCACGUCUACUACUUCCGAUCUGAGAGUGAAUACACUUUUGAAAGGUGGAUGGAAGUCAUUCGUAGUGCCACGGUCUCUUCCAGUCGCAGCCGUAUCCUGAACCGGAAAGAGUCCCAUCCUCACUGAGUUGGCUCACGUUGUCUCCACAUCCCCCUGUCCUAACCAUACUGUCCCAGGGAUCUGGCUUUGUCUCCACGGGUGGUGUCUAAACCCCAACUGCCACUCACUUCUGUCCCCCGGACUCUUGGUUUCCUUUUUUACACAUAUCUGGGACAUUUGUACAUUGAGCAGUGUCCAUGCACAUUUGGUGCUUUUUAAUGCUUUAAUGGUGACAUGUCCGCUGGUUUAGACUGCAUCAGAGACUGCAUUUUUUGGCAUUUUUACUCAACUCUGAAACCUCUUUUUUAGGAUGUCAUUUUAUACUGUUUUCUAAUGGUCUGAACCACUUCCUAUCUUUCUGGUUUAACAUUUUGUCAUUGGUUGUUUUUACAGCAGAAACAUGUUGAUAACAGAUAUUCAGCGUUCUUUCUUAAAUGGUUAAACUAUCAUUGCAUUGUCAUAAGGUUUUUUGUCUACUUGUUCAUUUUCUGGGAAAUGGCUGCUUUGAAAUAUCCUCUAACUUCAGUGCCAAACUGAUUUUUAUCAAUUCCCUGGACUUUCUAAUGCUAUUUUAUUACAUUGGUGAUAAGAAGAAUCUCAUACCAUGAGAUUAAGUCAUGUAAAACAGGCCACCCUUUAAAAGGUUAAAGCUUUCUUUUCCACACUUGACUCAGCACAAUGUGUUCUUGUCAAAAAAAAAAAAAAACAUUGAUGAAAAUGAACUAUUUUGUUGUAUUAUUUACAUAACUCUAGGAUUAAUCACAAUGUGGCCAGGGUAUAACUACCAUCACCACUAAUGCCAUUUCAAGUAAAGUGAAUAGUCCUAUUUACUGAUCUUUGUUGUAUCGAAACUUCUCAGUUUGUUUGUUUUUUUUAAUUAAGUCUGAAGUUCAUCUUCAGUCGUAUGAGAAAAUGUGAGACAUGUUCAUAAUCUAUGUAUUAUGAAGGAAAUUGUAUUGGAAAGCUUUAAAGAUUAUGUGUGCAGCAAAAUAUAAACUUUCAGUUCCAAGCGCCGUUGCCCUCAACAGGACUAGGCUGCCUCCCUUAUAUAGACAGAUCUUUUAUGGGUCUACAUGAAUGGAAAUAUGCAUAUAACAGGGUUUUGCAGUGUAGCAUUUGAGAUGGAAAAGCUCAGUUCUCUGUGGAGUCGCUGUGUUUUCCCAACAACAGAGAGCUCUUUGGAAAUGAAAGCAAUAAAAAACUCACUUUAAAUUA